Melitaea cinxia (Glanville fritillary) is the source of this 963-nucleotide messenger RNA. It is a transcript of the gene CPH30, whose product is annotated as pupal cuticle protein-like. The record is from RefSeq and is a predicted model, not a curated record. The coding region runs from base 121 to 801 and encodes 226 amino acids. The transcript is spliced from 3 exons. Lineage: Eukaryota; Metazoa; Arthropoda; Insecta; Lepidoptera; Nymphalidae.
CCGACUUCAAAGGUAGUGGUGAACACACGCUUAGGCGAAAAUCACUAGGCGAGUACUGAAAUCAGCAGCGCUUAGUCAGUUCGUUUGAGAUCUCCAAAAUCAAAUUAUAAACCCAUAAUCAUGCAGUCUAUGAUUAUUCUUGCCGCUACCCUUUGCCUCGCGCAAGCAUCUUACUACGCAGGCGCCCCAGCCCAUAUUCAACUCAGCCACGAUGGCAAAUAUGUGCUCGACACACCUGAAGUAGCACACGCCAAGGCCGCCCACCUGGCCGCACACGCUCAAGCCUCCUCCGCUCACGGUGCUUGGGCCCCAGCUGGUCACGCUUACAUCUCUGGACCCGCUUACGGCGCCGGCGCCCACUACGGAGCCCCUGGUGCUGGUCUCCACAAAUACGGCCCCGCUCCCCUCGCCCACGACGGUCGCGUGAUUGACACCCCCGAGGUCGCUCACCUGAAGGCCGCCCACAUCGCUGCUCUCUCCGCUGAAGCCGCUAAGACCGCUCACGGUGGCUACGCCGGUUCUUACGCUGGAUUGGGUGCUGGAUUGGGCGCUGGUUACGGAGCCGGAUACGGAGCCGGUCACGGUGCAGGCUACGCUGGUGGUUACGGAAAGUGGACCGGCCCUCAGGCCCACAUCCAACUGACCCACGACGGCCAAUACGUAGUAGACACCCCUGAGGUCCAACACGCACGCGCUGCUCACUUACACCAGUACGCCGCCGCCGCCCACGCCGCCGCCUCCGCCCCCGAAGAUCACUGGGAGGGUUCCUACGGCAGCCACGGAGCCCACGGCUGGAACUAAAUUCUACCUCUCAAUCGGCCCACUCACUGCCUAAUGAUAUUUUUAUACAAAAUCCUGACGAAAAACCAAAAAAAAUGUGUUAACUGUAUAAAGUUGAAUGACCUGUGUAUAGCGAUGCUAGAGCGAAUUUAAACUUAAAAUAAUAAAAAUCGUAUAAUGUUA